AUGCUGCGUGUCGCCCUUUUGUUCGGCCUCCUGGCCCUGGGCAGCGCCUUCGAUCUUCAGAGCCACCAUGUGUUUCUAUCUCAGGCCCAGACCGACCCGCGCGGUGCGUUCGACUUCUGGACUAGGGAGCUGAACAAAGCGUACGAUCGUAUCGAGGAGUACGAGCACCGAUUUGCCAUUUGGAUGGACAAUCUGCAGUAUGUGAUUGAGUAUAACGCCGCGCACACCAGCCACUGGCUGGGCAUGGGCACCUGGGCCGACCUGACCCAGGACGAGUAUCGCGUGCGUGCGCUGGGCUUCAGGCCCGACCUGGCGGCGCAGCGGCCGCGGCACGAGGAUGCGCGCCUGUCUGCGACCAACCCCGCCGCGCUGCCGGAGGCGGUGGACUGGCGCAAGCAGGGCGCAGUGUCCGAGGUGAAGAACCAGAAGAUGUGCGGGAGCUGCUGGGCGUUUGCCACCACGGGCGCGAUCGAGGGCAUCUCCGCGAUCGUCACGGGCAAGCUGGACUCGCUGUCGGAGCAGCAGCUGGUGGACUGCGACCGCGAGCGCGACCAUGGCUGCCACGGCGGCCUCAUGGAUUUUGCGUACGAGUACGUGAUCAGGAACGGGGGCCUGGACACCGAGGCCGACUACGGGUACAGGGCGGCGGAGGGGGUGUGCGAUCCGGCGCGCGAGGCUCGCCACGUGGUGACCAUCGACGGGUACGAGGACGUGCCGCGUUUCGACGAGGGCGCGCUGCGCGCCGCGGUGGCGCGCCAGCCGGUGGCGGUGGCCAUCGAGGCCGACCAGCGCCCCUUCCAGCUCUACGCGGGCGGCGUGUUUGACACGCCCUGCGGCACCGCGCUCGACCACGGCGUGCUGGUGGUCGGCUACGGCUCCGAGAACAACGGCACCGCGGACGUGCCGUUCUGGAUCCCCGUGGUCUGCGACCCCACCACCGCCUGCCCCGCCUCCUCCACCUGCUGCUGCAUGCGCGAGUUCUUCGGCUACUGCUUCACCUGGGCCUGCUGCCCUCUGGACGGCGCCAUCUGCUGCGACGACCACCAGCACUGCUGCCCCCAGAACCUGCCGGUCUGCGACACGUUGGCGGGGCGCUGCCUGGCCGCCGCGGGCGUGCUAGAGGGGUCCCAGCCCAUGAUCGACAAGGUGGACGCCACCCGCCACCUGCCAGACACCUCGGGCUGGUGGGAGGCGCUGCGCCCCCGCGCGCAUGCCGCUGCCGCCUGA
Molecule: messenger RNA, 1227 nt
Organism: Auxenochlorella protothecoides
Lineage: Eukaryota; Viridiplantae; Chlorophyta; Trebouxiophyceae; Chlorellales; Chlorellaceae
Product: Cysteine proteinase RD21a
Exons: 5
Coding region: 1-1227 (408 amino acids)
Cellular component (GO): lysosome
Molecular function (GO): cysteine-type endopeptidase activity
Source: RefSeq, a predicted model, not a curated record